Cricetulus griseus (Chinese hamster) is the source of this 2585-nucleotide messenger RNA. NCBI's taxonomy places the organism in Eukaryota, Metazoa, Chordata, Mammalia, Rodentia, Cricetidae. The record is from RefSeq and is a predicted model, not a curated record.
CGCAUUUGGCGGGCACUGCGCCAAAAGCUGGAUAACCUUUGUACUCGGGCAUUAAAAGUGCAGAAGUCCGAGCCUCCGGCUGUGUAGCGGUUCUCCCGCCAUGCGGUACCUAACGUGCCUGUUGCUUUGGGUGCUCCAGCUAGUCUGGGGGCAAUGGGAAGACCAGCUAAAGAAUUACCCAUUGCGCUGCCUGCAGAUCUCUUCCUUCCCAAACAGUAGCAGCUUUCGCACAGAUGGCUUGGCCUGGCUGGGGGAUGUGCAAACGCACAGUUGGAGAAAUGCCUCUACCGUUAGCUUCCUGAAGCCUUGGUCCCACGGCAAGCUCAGUGACCAACAGUGGCAGACGUUGGAGCAUAUAUUACAAGUUUAUCGAACCAGCUUUACCAGGGACAUACAGGAAUUAGUCAAAAUGUUGCCUAUCAUUCACUAUCCCAUUGAGAUGCAGGUGUCUGCUGGGUGUGAAUUGCACUCUGGAAACACUUCAGAAAACUUUGCCAAUGUAGCAUUUCAAGGACAACAUGUCAUGAGUUUUCAGGGAACUUCCUUUCAGAAGGCCCCAGAUGCCCCACCUUGGACAGAGUUGGCCAUUAAAGUGCUCAACACUGAUCAAGGGACCAGGGAAACGAUCCAGCAGCUUCUGAAUGACACCUGCCCCCAGGUUCUCUAUGGCCUCCUAGAAGCUGGGAAAGCAGAACUGGACAAGCAAGAGAAACCUGUGGCCUGGUUGUCAAGUGUCCUCAGCCCUAGACAUGGCCAUUUGCAGUUGGUGUGCCAUGUCUCCGGCUUCUACCCACAGCCUGUGUGGGUGAUGUGGACUCAGGGUGAGCAGGAGCAAAACAGUACUCAGAGAGGUGACAUCCUUCCCAAUGCUGAUGGGACAUGGUAUCUCCGAGCUACCCUGGAUGUGGAGGCUGGAGAGGAGGCUGGCCUCGCCUGCCGGGUGAAACACAGCAGUCUAGGAGGGCAGGACAUCAUCCUCUAUUGGGCAGAUGGCAGACAUUCUUCAUAUGUGGUUUUCAUCAUCCUGGCAGUCCUAAUACUUGUGGUAGGCCUUGGGCUCGGUUUUGUGUUCAUCUCCAGGAAUCGGUGCUCCUAUCGAAGCAUCCGGUAGCUCCUCCUCACUAUUGCCUCUCCUGAGACUCAGACCUUCCAGCUUCUAGGACUUCAGUCCUGGUCUGCUCAGGAAGAAGUGAAGAACAAAUGAAGUACCCUUUCAACAUUUAUUUAAAAGAAACUAAUUCAGUUUAAUUAUAUUGCACUUUUAUGAGCCUGAGGGGGUUGGAACAAACAUGAUUGCAGAUGCACAUACCGCCAAGAACAAGCUGUGGGCAGUAUUUUAUGGGAUUUGCAUUGAACUGGAAAGCACAGGUCCUGCCCAAACAGAUGCUUCAGGGUCUGUUGACAAGUGUAAAGUCCAACAUGGCUCAACUCUUCGGUUUUCAAGAAAACUAGGUGACAUGCAGAUUUUAAAAAGUAAACUCAAAUAUUUGCAAAUAUUGGCACUGCUUGAUAUCUCAGAUCCACGCCUGCUGGAGAUGGAUAUAAAGACAACCCCAGGGCUUCCAGUUUGUGGCUCUUUAAAAAAAUGUUUGUCCUAAAUGCCAUAAUGAUAAUUUUAGGACAUAGUCUCUAUGGUAAAUAUGCAUUUAUGACUGAAGGGUUUAUUCUCUUUAUAAUAAAAUUAGGAGGUCUCCUGAGGUUUUAUUUGGAGUAACUAUAUUUUUAAAAAGGAGAAGUCACCGUAUAUAAUUAUUUUGUUGAAAAAUCUACUCUCUUUGAGAUAUUGCCCUCAAACACUGCUAUAAUUUGCAUCUGGAGUGCACCACAACACCCCAUGUAUUGAGGGUCUGGUUCCCAGCCCAUGGCUCUAUCAAGAAAUAGUAGUUACAUUAGCAGAUGAAGCCCAGUAGAAAAGAAGGUGACAUAAUGGGUUCAUAAGGUCAUAAUGAUUGUGGGACACAAAGUCCUUUUUGCAAUAAUGCAAUUCAUGGACUUAGAAGGAAAUUCAAGGAUUUUUUUUUUGUCUGAGAAAGAAAACAGUAGGGCAGGCAAGCUGGAAGUGUGGGCAGCUGCCAGGAGGUGGAAAUGGAGGGAGAGGUUAUGUCUUAAAGAGCAUCAGCAAAAACAAACACUUUGAAUGACUGAGUAAACACACCAGUCCUCCAAUCUGGGCAUUUGUACCUCAAGGUUUUUACUGAAAGAGCAUAAUAUCUCUGACCUCUGGGGGGGGGACAAGGGUGGUAAAAGCAAGAGCAGCAUUUUACCAUUUUGGGUUAUCAGGGAGGAAAUAUUUAAUAUUAUUUGGUUUAACCUUGUACUAUACUAAGCACUUCUCAGGGUGACCUAGACCUCAGGCUGUGUAUAAGAUAGGAAAGAAGGAAGAAUAGCCGCAGCAAAUGUCUGUUUUGUUUUCUUUGAAGCUAUUUGAAACCCCUCACAUGGGUUUGUCUUUAAAUGGAGAUGAAUUACAAGUGGCUUGUGAAGAGUUAUUACUUCCUAAAGGGUCAGUGUUGGAUUACAAUCAGUUUAGCUAUGGAAGCCCAAAACUUGGAAAUAAAUUAGAACAACUGGGCAAUUUUCCAUUA